Messenger RNA from Paramecium primaurelia, 3670 nucleotides. The record is from the annotation of a GenBank genome assembly. NCBI's taxonomy places the organism in Eukaryota, Ciliophora, Oligohymenophorea, Peniculida, Parameciidae.
AUGAAUUAAAAUUUUUUCGACAGUGCUAAUCUAAAAUAAGUAUAAUUAUGUUAUCUAUUCUAUUUAAGCAACUCUAUAAGGCAUUAUCUAAAUACAAUGGUCCUACCACUUCAACUCCAAGCAUUUUAUCAGAAUAUUUAUCUUCUGCAAAAACAUAAACAUCAAAUAAUAAAUGCAACUCUAAUAAAGUGAAGCCUUUACUAAGUCCAUAAAAUAUUAAUAAGCCUAUUUAAAAUGAUUCCUUAAGAAUUAAGACUUCUACUCUUCACUUCCCCUAAAAAUAAUAAAUUUCCCAUCACAUCAAAAGUCUCUCUACCGAUAUCAAAUAAUAACCACAACCUCCAAUUAGAAGAAGAGGAAGAUAAGAAAAAAUGAUAUUUUAAUCAGAUUCUUUAUAAGCUCCAUUCUUGAUCAUAUAAAAUAAAGUUAGAGAUACAAGAAGAUUUGAUACUUUCAGAAAGAAUACAUUGCCUUCAUUGUAAACAGAAUCAUAAAGGAGUAUAUAAAAUACAUCUCCUAGAAUUACAGAAAUACCUUUAAUCCCUAUUUAAUAAGUAACAGAAAUUUAAGAUUCAAAAAGUCAACUUUUUUAAGAAUAAGAAAAUAUAUGUUUUGAUUAAGGAAAUAUUGAAAUUGAAAAUUAAUUUAAUAAUGAAAACAAAUAAGCUUCUGAAUUUUUCAAUUCAAUAAAAAGAAAGGUUAGUAUUACUGAGCCAAAUGACUUAAUUGACCAUCAAAAUCCUACUGAACAACAAGAAGAGAUUAUAUAAACUGAAAAAGAUGUCAUUUGUGAUGAAGAUGAAUUAUAAAUAUCAAAUGCUAUGAAAAAAUUGAGUGUUAAAAUGAAAUUCAAAAAUGUUGUAUCAUAAUAAGUUUAAAAUAUGUUUAAAAAUAGAGAAGUAAUAUUUAUAUUAAUUUAGUUAAAAUCUUUAUUUACAGUUAUCAUUUCACCUGAAUUUAGUUCAAAACAUGAAGAGGAAAGGUAAAAAAUAAGUGAUUAAUUUGAAUAAGGAAAUUUUAUAUUAGCAAAGAAUUUGUAACCAACUAAAGAUAACUAUAAAUCUAAACAAUCUAUUAAAUACAUUAAAGAAAAAUAUAAUUUUAAACAUAAUCAUAAAAUAAAUACUAUUGUUUAAAAUUAAUUGCAAAAAUUACAUACUACAAAUAAAGCAUUUUAAAGAAAAAUCUAAAUGAUUAAAGAUACUUAAUGGACAACUAAAGAAUGUGAUUAACCAUAAUAAUAAUAAUUUUCAUUAUUAAACAAAUUUAAAAAAUAAUCAGUACUUUCAAAUCAGAUUGGUUUAGGACCAGUAUUAUAAAGUAAUUUAGAAAAUAUUUUACCUAAUUUAAUGGAUGAUGCUAAUAAAAUUACUAUUACAAUUACUAAUAUUUUAUUGUAAAAUACAAUUUUGGAAUUUAAUAAACCUAAAUUUAUUGUUCAUAUGGAUUCUAUUAUAGAUGAAUAAGUAAUUUAACCAAUUUCACCACCUAAAAAAGCCAUUUAGCAUUCAUCUUCAUUACAUUCAUCUUUUAAAUUGUAAAAAAUAUAAAAUUCAGCAUCUUAAUCUGUUAUUAUAAAUAAAGAUCAUAUAUCAAAUCAUAAUGUAUAUAAUAGUAUUUAAAAUACAAAUAUUAUUGAAGAUAACAGCAAUUUAGAUUUUAAUUAAGAAUAUUCUAAAGUAAGAAUGAAAAAUAUUAUAAUUAGUCAAAUUUAUAUGUGAGACUAUAUUAUCAAAAUAGAUUACAUAAAAUACCUUAAAAGAUUUCUUAUACUUAGCAUAAUUUAAAGGAGAUUGAAGAUGUAUUUUAUUAAUAUGUCUCUAUGAUAACUGGUUCAUAAAUGUAAAUCUUUUUUAAAUAUAUAUUAGUUCUUUUUAAGCAAGUCAAAAUUUUACAAAAUAAAUUAAAAGUGUUGAAAUAUCAAAUUUAGUUUAAGAAUGGUAAAUAGUACUUGAGAGAUAUGAUAUUCCUUAAAAAAAGAAGUAAUUCUCUUUUGACUUUGAUAAUUCAAUUAGUUUAUUAUCUAGUUAAUCAGAUUAGAGUGCAUCAUUUGAUAAAAUUUUAGAAGAACCUAAUUAAAGUAAUUGAUUUAAUAAAACUAGAUUAGGACUUAAAGUUGAUGAAAGACAUGAGAGUAAAAUGUAAAAUAUAAUUCAAUCAAUGAAAAAUCUAAGUGAUGAUUCUGAAUCAUAAAUAUUUGUUGAAGAUGUUGUCAAUGAUUAAAAAUGUAAAUUAAAUAUUAAAAUUUAGAAAUAUCAACUGGAUUGUUAAAUACUAUUAAGAAAGUGAAGAAUAAAUUUCACUGUCCUAUGAAUGGAUAGGCUAUUAUGAGUAUUUUAGAUUAAAAUACUAAGAAUGAUUUAUUAACAUUUCAAAUGAUGGAAUAAUCUAAAGAACAGAUUUAAAAAUUAAUUCAUGGAGAUUAUGAUACUAAUGCAUUAAAAAAUUUAGACUCUUUCUAUAAGUAAUAAGAAGUACGUAAAAUGAUGUAUCAUGGCAUUGAAAUGAGAUAUGAAAAUAUACUCAUUGGUAGAUAUCAGAGUUAAUAAAGAAUGAAUGAUGUUGAACAUUCUGAUCUUGUUUAAUCAUCUAUUCUUGAAGCCCCAUUAUAACAUAUUUCUUCAUCUUAACAAUCUCAAUAAUCUCAAUAAUCUUCAGAACUCUUACUCCUUCAAAAAUAAAAACUAAUCAGUUUAAAAUAGUAAGGUCGAAGUAGAAAUUUAUAAAGAGAUAGUUUAACUGUUAUUAUUAAACCAAAAAUCAAUUCAAAAAAUACAUCCAAUUCACCUGAUGUUACUAAUGUCCAUAGUAAACCAACAUCACAAUAUACAAAUUAAUUAACUUAUAACAUUUUUACUUAAGCUUCAACAUAAUAUCUCACUAAACCAACUAAUCAAUCACAAUAAUCGGUCAAAGUUUCAAGUGUAUAAAAUUUAGAAGAAAAUCUAUCUAAUUUAGAAAUGAGCCCAUAAUCAUCCUUAAAAUCUAUUAAAUCUAAAUCAGCAAUUGAUUCUUCAAAUAUUAUAUCUUAAACAAAUCCUCCUAAUAUUAGAAAAAGUUAAAAUAUUAGAGACUUUGAUAAAAUUACUAAAGAUAGAAUGAAUCAUCCUAAAGAAUAAAUCGAAUUAAAAGAAGAGAUAAUAAAAAGAUAAAAAUCAUCUAAUAUUUCAUUACUAUAAUAACCUAUUUUAGAAAAUAAAGUAAUUAUAUUAAUUAAUUUAGACUUUGAGUAUGUUUUCUUAUUCUUUACGUAUGAGAAACCAAGCUCUUGGUCAUAGUAGAAGAUAAAACCUCGAUUAAUUUAAAAUAUUAGAAUAACUUAUUUAUGAUAAUGAUGUCCAAGAAGUAAUAUUCAAAUUUAGAAAUAGUUUUUGGAACAUAUUUAAUAAGUUCCAUAAAUGUACAUAGAUAAAAGAUUAGAGAAUCAUGAUACCUUAUUGACUUUGGCUUCCAAAAGUGGAUGUAAAGAAAUGGUUAAAGAAUUAAUUAAGAAAGGAGCAGAUAUAAAUAUUUAAAAUGUAUUUUUUUACUUAAGCAGGAUGAUGGAAAUACAGCUGUCCAUUUAGCUCUUUCAUAUGGCCAUUAUAAAAUUGCAGACAUAUUAAUUGGAGCAGGUGCCAACACAAAUAUUCUAAAUAAUAUUGGUAAAAAUGCUUGGAGUAUAUUAUGA